GCCGGAAGAAGAAGAAGAAGAAGAAGAAGUAAAGAUGGCGGAGCAGUGUGAUUACAGAACAGUCGUGUUGAACUUGAGGAGUGUGUAGAGGCUGUGUGUGUGUGUGUGUGUGUGUGUGUCCGCUGAGAGGAUGGCUCACCACUACCUGCGGCUGUCGGCGGGCUGCAGGAGCAUGUUCCGGCUGCUGCUGUCCUCCGGAGCUCCGGCCAGGCUGGUGACGUGUUCCAACAUGGCGGGACAGGUGGAUAGUAGGCGGAGCCUGCUGAGGGACCUGCUGGGUGCAUACAGGAGACUGAGCUCGAAGCCUCCUAAAGGCUUUGAGAAAUAUUUUCCAGAAAGUCAGAAAACUCCAAAAAACGCAGAAGCUGAUGCAAACACAAAAGAGGACAAACCCCCCAGCGGUCAGAGGGCCUCCGGGGGUUCAGGAGGAGGAGGAGGAGGGGCAGAGGGAGGUGGAGGGGGAGGAGCAGGUGGGGGAGGAGGAAAGCGAGGAGGCCGCAGGGAGGAGUCACACUGGUACAGUCGUCUGCAGAAGGGUGAUGUUCCCUGGGAUGAUAAAGAGUUCCGCAUGUUCUUUCUGAGUGGAGCGGCGUUCUGGACCACCCUCACCUACUACUUCUUCUUCAGGGACGGAGGACGAGAGGUCACCUGGAAGGACUUUGUCAACAACUACCUGUCCAAAGGAGUGGUGGAGCGUCUGGAGGUCGUCAACAAACGUUUUGUUAAAGUGGUUUUCUCUCCGGGGAAGACGCAGAGUGACGGGUACGUGUGGUUCAACAUCGGCAGUGUGGACACCUUUGAGAGGAACCUGGAGACGGUUCAGUAUGAGCUGGGCAUCGAGGGCGAGAACAGAGUGCCCGUGGUUUAUUCAACAGAGAGCGACGGGACCUUCCUACUGAGCAUGCUCCCCACCGUGCUCAUCAUUGGCUUCCUGCUGUUCAUGCUGCGGCGGGGCCCUGCGGGGGCGGGGCGUCCGGGCCGAGGGAUGGGCGGGCUCUUUAGCGUCAGCGAGACGACGGCGAAGAUCUUGAAAGACGAGAUCGACGUGAAGUUCAAAGACGUGGCGGGCUGCGAGGAGGCCAAGCUCGAGAUCAUGGAGUUCGUCAACUUCCUCAAGAACCCCAAACAGUACCAGGACCUGGGCGCCAAGAUCCCCAAGGGAGCCAUCCUGACUGGUCCUCCAGGAACAGGAAAGACACUUCUCGCCAAAGCAACCGCCGGUGAGGCCAAUGUUCCAUUCAUCACCGUCAACGGCUCCGAGUUCCUGGAGAUGUUUGUGGGCGUCGGCCCGGCGAGGGUCAGAGAUCUGUUUGUCAUGGCGAGGAAGAACGCUCCCUGCAUCCUGUUUAUCGAUGAGAUCGACGCCGUGGGGCGGAAACGAGGGCGAGGAAACUUUGGGGGUCAGAGCGAGCAGGAGAACACACUGAACCAGCUGCUGGUGGAGAUGGACGGCUUCAACACGGCCACAAACGUGGUGGUUCUGGCAGGAACCAACAGGCCCGACAUCCUGGACCCGGCUCUGAUGAGACCGGGACGCUUCGACAGACAGAUUUACGUCGGUCAUCCUGACAUCAAAGGUCGAGCGUCCAUCUUUAAAGUUCACCUGCGUCCUCUGAAGCUGGAAGCGCACCUGGACAGAGAUGCUCUGGCAAAAAAGAUGGCCGCCCUCACACCUGGAUUCUCAGGCGCAGACAUCGCCAACGUGUGUAAUGAGGCUGCUCUCAUCGCCGCUCGCCACCUUUCAGACGCCAUUAACCAGAAACACUUUGAGCAGGCCAUCGAGAGGGUCAUCGGAGGCCUGGAGAAGAAGACUCAGGUGCUGCAGCCAGAGGAGAAGAAGACGGUGGCCUAUCACGAGGCCGGUCACGCCACCGCUGGUUGGUUUCUGGAGCACGCCGACCCCCUGCUUAAGGUGUCCAUCAUCCCCAGAGGGAAGGGUCUGGGUUACGCCCAGUACCUGCCUAAAGAGCAGUACCUGUACACCAAAGAGCAGCUGCUGGACCGCAUGUGUAUGACUCUGGGAGGUCGCGUCUCAGAGGAGAUCUUCUUCGGACGCAUCACCACCGGAGCUCAGGACGACCUCCGCAAGGUCACGCAGAGCGCCUACGCACAGAUUGUACAGUUCGGGAUGAACGCCAAGGUGGGUCAGGUGUCCUUCGACCUCCCCCGACAGGGCGAGAUGGUUCUGGAGAAACCGUACAGCGAGGCCACGGCGCGCCUCAUCGACUCUGAAGUCCGCGCUCUGAUCAGCGAGGCGUACCAGAGAACCCACCAGCUGCUGAGUGACAAGAAGGAAGAGGUGGAGAAGGUGGCGCUGCGUCUGCUGGAAAAGGAGGUUCUUGAUAAGAGUGACAUGGUGGAGCUGCUCGGUAAACGUCCAUUCGCUGAGAAGUCGACGUAUGAAGACUUUGUGGAAGGAACGGGAGGAGUGGACGAGGACACGUCGCUGCCUGAGGGUCUAAAGGACUGGAACAAGGAGAGAAAGGACAAAGAGGAGAGCCAGGACGAGCAGGUGGCCCGCCAGAUCUCUGGAGGAAUGCCCUUCUAGAACCAUGGACAGCUCCAACUUCACUUCACUUCUGUAGACUUCACACACACACACAGAGACACAGAGACACAGAGACACACACACACACAGAGACACACACACACACAGAGACACACACAGAGACACACACACACACACACAGAGACACAGAGACACAGAGACACACACACACACAGAGACACACACAGAGACACACACAUACACACACACAGAGA
This is a messenger RNA of Labrus mixtus (cuckoo wrasse), 2763 nucleotides long. RefSeq names its product AFG3-like AAA ATPase 2 (gene afg3l2). Gene Ontology annotation, molecular function: ATP binding; ATP-dependent peptidase activity; zinc ion binding. Gene Ontology annotation, cellular component: membrane; m-AAA complex. The transcript has 17 exons. The record is from RefSeq and is a predicted model, not a curated record. Gene Ontology annotation, biological process: mitochondrial protein processing; protein-containing complex assembly. NCBI's taxonomy places the organism in Eukaryota, Metazoa, Chordata, Actinopteri, Labriformes, Labridae. Bases 131 to 2548 code for a protein of 805 amino acids.